AUGACUGAUACUAAACCCACAAUCUUGGUGUUCUGCUGCGGAGAGCUAGAAGGCGGCCUUAAGAAGAUCAAGGAGAAAGCUAAUAUCUACCAAGCCUCCUACUCAAAGCACAAUGCCCCGGCGAAGCUUCUAAGCGAACAUCCGUCAGCUCGGGCCAUCUGGAUCGUUGACCCCGAUAUUGCAACCCCGAAAUAUAAAGAUCUGUCCAGCAAAGUUGUCAACUAUGUCCGAAAUGGAGGGACCGUUAUCUUAGGUGGCUUCUUCUCAACGGGCAUUACACCUCCCGACUUCAACAAGUGGAUGAAAGACGUGUGGGACUUGCCUUGGCGAUAUGGCCAAUAUGAGACAACUACAGUUGUCUUCCAAAGCUCUGCCGUUGGCCCUCGGACCUUCUGGCGGGACGGUCUAGCAGCUGCAUAUACUCAGAAAGGAGUUUUCCUCAAAAAUGUAUCUCCUGCCGACUCGUGGUAUGCUUCGCCCCCGGGAUCGACCAGCGAGUCUCGUGUUUUCGGUCCCGUUCCCAUCGAGGCCCAGACAUCUAUCGCGUUUGGCAGGGUUGGCAAGGGUUGGCUGGGAUGGACAGGCGAUAUCCAUAACCGAGAGGAGACUGCUUCCGCUGUGCGAGCAAUGAUGGGACUGAAUAUGGGAGAGGAGGAAGACCACCUAUAUCUCCCUGGGACCUGGGGCAUUAACUCCGGCAUCGCCACCUGGAUCCUUUUCACCUUCUUUGUGAUCACAUAUGUUCUGCAACAGGCAUAUAAUCUUGGUACAACACCCGAGAAUCGCUUGUUAUCCCCUAGCUCACUCCUUCGCAACCGGACUAUCCUUCUCACUUGGAUCUGCACGUUCUGUGCCGCCGCGUCGUACGGCGCUACAUUAUAUUAUGUGCCCAUAUACUUCGCCUUUAGGCACGGGUUAGAUCCGCUUGCGGCUGCAACCCGAUUACUGCCUUUUAUUGGCGUUUUCAUAUUUACUAUCAUGCUAUGCGGCCGUCUACUCCCUACACUUCGAUUUUAUAAAUCCUUCUUCGUCGUCGGAUCUGCUCUUCUUCUAGUGGGCGGAGGUCUAUUCCAGAUGUUAAGCACCAAUAUGUCUGAGUCAGCUGUCAUGGGCUUCGAAAGCGUUGUCGCCGCUGGGCUCGGCAUCAUCUGGCAGUUAGGAGUACCAGUAUGCACAACCUUCCUACCCAGCACCGAGGACCGCCUGGAUCUUGCUCUACUAAGCAACAUGGCGCAAUUAGGCGGCAUUGCGGCCUCGCUUUCUAUCGCAGGGAUGGUCUAUCAGAGUACGGGCUUCCAGUCACUAAAAGAUUCCGUCGGAGGCAUGGGGUUCUCCGAUGGGAGUAUCCGCGAGCUACUCUCGGGCGUUGAGUCACCAAUUCUAAAGGAUGCCGAUCCGAGGGUGCUACGAUUGGCUGUAAGAGCCAUCGUCGACGCCAUUAGGGCAUGCUUCAUCAUUCCGCUCACUGCCGGUUGUAUAUCGUUCCUUGCAGCUUGGAGCAUGAACUGGGAAGCUCUCGAGUUCAAUCAGCCUACUAGGCAACGACAUGUACGGCAAUCAGGGGAUACCCAGCUUCGCCAUCAAAGAUCUGAUGCCGAAUUUCUACUGGAUGAUCUGAAUACUCGAGGCGAGGGUGCAGGUGGUGUGUUGAAUUCGCUCGCCGCAGUGCAUAUUGAUAAGAGAUAA
Daldinia childiae is the source of this 1686-nucleotide messenger RNA. RefSeq lists its product as uncharacterized. The record is from RefSeq and is a predicted model, not a curated record. Gene Ontology annotation, biological process: transmembrane transport. Gene Ontology annotation, molecular function: transmembrane transporter activity. The transcript has 2 exons. The coding region runs from base 1 to 1686 and encodes 561 amino acids. Lineage: Eukaryota; Fungi; Ascomycota; Sordariomycetes; Xylariales; Hypoxylaceae.